Messenger RNA from Saccostrea cuccullata (small rock oyster), 606 nucleotides. RefSeq lists its product as uncharacterized. The coding region runs from base 1 to 606 and encodes 201 amino acids. NCBI's taxonomy places the organism in Eukaryota, Metazoa, Mollusca, Bivalvia, Ostreida, Ostreidae. The transcript has a single exon. The record is from RefSeq and is a predicted model, not a curated record. Gene Ontology annotation, molecular function: zinc ion binding.
AUGGACCCAUUGGAUAGAGCUAAAGUAUUCCUCCUCUGUGAUCUAUGUCAAAGAGCUGCAUUACAGAGUCACUGUGAACUUUGUCAGAUUAACCUGUGUAAGGCCUGUGUAGGGGAGCACCUCUCUGAUUCUUCUAAAAGGCACAACGUUGUACCAUACAAAUACAGAACAAAGGUUCUUUCCUAUCCUUCAGUAAAACCACUGCUUGAUGAACAAAAGCUCCUCACCACCAUAGACACCGGGCUUGAACUACUAGACAGUGUUACCCGUCUCAAUGAUGAAAAAGUUUGGACAUGUGGAUUUGACAAUAUAAUACAACUCUUCAAUAUCCAGGGCAGACUAAAGGAAUCAAUCCAAACCGAGUUUUGGCACCCAGAACGUGGCAUAGCGGUGACAAAGAGCGGAGAUCUAGUUUGUAUUGACCAAGGUACAAAAACUGUGAACAUAGUGAAGAAUAAACAGAUACAGGAAGUGAUCAGAUUACUACGAAGAUCUUGCAACGUAUGUAGUACCUCCUCCAAGUACAGUGAUGAUUAUAGACAAUAUAGACAAUCCAAAGUUGUCCGUUACUCUCAGACUGACUUCAAAGAGAAACAAUCCAUUUAG